Messenger RNA from Hansenula anomala, 1485 nucleotides. RefSeq names its product trifunctional aldehyde reductase/xylose reductase/glucose 1-dehydrogenase (NADP(+)) (gene GRE3). Gene Ontology annotation, molecular function: aldose reductase (NADPH) activity. NCBI's taxonomy places the organism in Eukaryota, Fungi, Ascomycota, Saccharomycetes, Phaffomycetales, Wickerhamomycetaceae. The transcript has a single exon. Gene Ontology annotation, cellular component: cytosol. The record is from RefSeq and is a predicted model, not a curated record. Bases 439 to 1404 code for a protein of 321 amino acids.
AUAGUUAAUGAAGUUAAUCGAAAGUUUAUGAAUUUUAUUCAAAUUUGAAUUCAAAAUGAGAUUUUUAAUCGUAUGGCUUACUAAUGAUUAUGUAAUUAACACAUCACGUGAUAUUAUAUAAUCAUUACCCUACCUUAUAUAAUGAUUACCUAAUUACUUACCUAAUUUCUUUCUUAUAACCCCCUCAUUAUUACGUAACAACAGGGCAUUUUAAGCGCCAUAGGCUAAUUCUCAUCAGAUUCACAAAAGGUUCAAUUGGAAGGUCAAGGAGAUACAAUUGAUUAUUAAAAUCCUAUUGGCUAAUAACUCAAUUAAUAACGUGAUUUUGAAUCUAAAAUAGCAAUUGACUGGAUUGACUGAAUUGAUAUAAAUACACCAAAGAUUAUCCCACUUUAUCCAAUCUGAAUUAGCAAUUAUAACAAGAAUCAAUUACAAGACAUGUCCUCAGUCGCCACUUUAAACAAUGGAUUGAAAUAUCCUUUAGUCGGUUUAGGUUUAUGGAAGAUUCCAAAUGAAGUUGCAGCUGAACAAGUUUAUCAAGCUAUAAAGCAAGGUUAUAGAGCUUUUGAUGGUGCCACUGAUUAUGGUAAUGAAGUUGAAGUUGGUCAAGGUAUUAAGAAGGCAUUAGAUGAAGGUUUAGUUAAAAGGGAAGAAUUAGUUAUUAUUUCAAAAUUAUGGAAUACUUUCCAUCAUCCAAAAAAUGUUCCAAUUAAUUUAAACAAGAAUUUAAAAGAUUUACAAUUGGAUUAUAUUGAUUUAUAUUAUAUUCAUUUCCCAAUUGCUACUAAAUUUAUUCCAAUUGAAUCGAAAUAUCCACCAGCUUUUGGAUUUGAAAAUGAAGAAGGAUUUGAAUUUGAAGAUGUUCCAUUAUUAGAUACUUAUAGAGCCUUAGAGGAACAAGUUAAAUUGGGUAAGAUCAAAUCAAUUGGUGUUUCGAAUUUUUCAGGUGCUUUAUUACAAGAUUUAUUAAGAGGUGCCAAAAUUAAACCAGUUGCCUUACAAAUUGAACAUCAUCCAUAUUUGGUUCAAGAUCGUUUGAUUCAAUAUGCUCAAUCACAAAAGAUUCAAGUUGUUGCAUAUUCAUCAUUUGGUCCAUUAUCAUUUAUAGAAUUAGAUAGUGAAUUAGCCAAGACAACUCCACCAUUAUUUGAAAAUGAAGUUAUCAAGAAAAUUGCUUCAAACCAUAACAAAACACCAUCACAAAUUUUAUUAAGAUGGGCAACUCAAAGAGGAAUUGCAGUUAUUCCAAAAUCUUCAAAUAAGGAACGUUUAUUACAAAAUUUAACUGUGGAGAACUUUGAUUUGACAAAGGAUGAAUUGAAGGAAAUUUUAAGUUUAGAUAAAGGAUUAAGAUUUAAUGAUCCAUGGACUUGGAAGAAUGCAGGUAUUCCAACUUUUGUUUAAAUAAUCAUUAAAAUAAACGAUUAAUAAAAUAAUAAAGAUGUUAAUGUAAAUUUUCGAUCUAAAAAGACAUAAUGAAUCUGA